This is a messenger RNA of Neocloeon triangulifer, 3937 nucleotides long. It is a transcript of the gene SMC3, whose product is annotated as structural maintenance of chromosomes protein 3. Bases 144 to 3755 code for a protein of 1203 amino acids. NCBI's taxonomy places the organism in Eukaryota, Metazoa, Arthropoda, Insecta, Ephemeroptera, Baetidae. The record is from RefSeq and is a predicted model, not a curated record. The transcript has 20 exons. Gene Ontology annotation, molecular function: protein binding; ATP binding; ATP hydrolysis activity. Gene Ontology annotation, cellular component: chromosome. Gene Ontology annotation, biological process: mitotic sister chromatid cohesion.
CAGCGCCAUGGUGCGGCAGCUUGUGACCCUCACCGCUGACUGAGUUUGUAAACUUUGAGAGGUUUGUGGACUGAAGUCUCCAGUUUUUAUCUAAUUUCCAAUGAUUUGACUACAACUUGGUCAAGAACAGACCCGCAGGAAAAAUGCACAUUAAACAGGUUAUUAUUCAGGGCUUUAAAAGCUACCGUGAGCAGACUGUGGUUGAGCCCUUUGACCAGAGGCACAACGUCGUUGUCGGCCGAAACGGGUCUGGCAAGUCCAACUUCUUCUCAGCCAUCCAGUUUGUGUUGAGCGAUGAGUACUGCCACCUUCGAACAGAGCAGAGGCAGGCCCUAUUGCACGAGGGCACUGGACCCAGGGUCAUCUCUGCUUACGUUGAGAUUAUCUUUGACAACUCUGAUGGACGUCUGCCUAUUGACAAGGAUGAAGUCUGCGUGCGAAGAAUGAUUGGUGCCAAGAAGGACCAGUUCUUCCUUAAUAAGAAAAUGGUCACCAGGGCUGAUGUGAUGAAUCUUCUAGAGUCUGCUGGCUUCUCCAGGUCCAAUCCCUAUUACAUCGUCAAGCAAGGAAAGAUCAACCAAAUGGCAACUGCACCUGAUUCGCAGAGGUUGAAACUGUUGCGUGAGGUGGCUGGUACCAGAGUGUAUGAUGAGAGACGUGAAGAAUCGCAAGGAAUUCUUAGAGAAACCACUGGUAAAGUUGAAAAGAUCAAGGAAUUCUUGAAGACGAUCGAGGACCGCUUGAAGACCUUAGAGGAUGAAAAGGAAGAGCUGAAGGAGUACCAAAAGUGGGAUCGAAUGCGCCGUUCGCUUGAGUACACCAUCCACGACAGGGAACUCAAAGAGACAAGAAAAAAGCUCCACGAAAUGGAGCAGCAGAGGAAGAAUUCCGGUGAAAGUCAGGAAAAGCUGAGAAACAAGCUGCAGAAGGCGCAGGAAAAUGCAAAAAUGGCCAUGAAGGAACUCAAAGAUGUCAAACAGAAGGUGGCAGCAUGCAAAGAAGAGAAAGAGACCUGCCAGGCUGAAACCCAGCAGCUCAUCAAAGAGCGCACUAAACUUGAACUAACAAAGCAGGAUCUGACGGAUGAAGUCACCGGCGACAACAAUUCAAAGGAGAGAGCUGAGAAGGAGUUGGAAAAACUGAAGGAUCAAAUUUCGCAAAAAGAAAAAGAGCUUGAGCUUCUGAAACCCAAAUACGAGGAGAUGAAAAAGCGUGAGGAGGACUGUACUCGAGAAUUGGCACUUAAAGAGCAGAAGCGGAAAGAAUUGUAUGCAAAGCAAGGUCGAGGGAGCCAGUUUACUUCCAAAGAGCAGCGUGAUCAGUGGAUCCAGACAGAGUUGCGCUCUCUGAAAAAAGCGUUGACAGACAAGAAGGAGCAAAUUGACCGUCUCACCGAGGAACUUAAAAAGGAUGCUGAGAAGAAAAUCCAGGCAGAGAAACGCAUUGAGGAACUGAAUAUGGAGAUGGAAAAUCACAGACAGAAUAUUGAUUGUCACAACAAAGGUUUUUACGAUGACAAAAAGAGGAAAGACUCCCUUCAGGCCCAGAGAAAUGAAUACUGGCGGAAGGAAAGUUCUUUGCAGCAACAAAUCGCCUCUUUGAGAGAAGAUCUCGCCAAGGCUGAUCAGUCCCUUCGAUCCAUGGCAGGCAAGCCCAUUCUCAAUGGUCGUGAUUCGGUUCGCAAAGUGCUUGACUACUUCAAGGAGAAAGGAGGACACUUGGCCGAGGUUGCCACUUCAUACUAUGGGCCUGUCAUUGAGAACUUUGAUUGCGAGAAACAAGUGUACACUGCUGUCGAGGUGACUGCGGGCAACCGUCUCUUCCACCACAUCGUCGACUCUGACAAGGUUGGCACCCAAAUUCUCAAGGAGAUGAACCGUCAGAAGCUCCCUGGAGAGGUCACCUUCAUGCCUCUCAACCGACUCAACGUCAAGGAAACCAACUAUCCUGAAAGUGCUGACGCACUGCCUAUGGUGAAGAAGCUCAACUAUGAGGACAAGUAUGAUAAGGCAAUUCGCUAUAUUUUCGGCAAGACCCUCAUUUGCCGCAACUUGGAGGUAGCGACAAAGCUUGCGAGGACAACACAGCUCGACUGCGUGACCCUCGAGGGUGACCAGGUUUCAUCAAAGGGCUCUUUGACUGGUGGUUACUUCAACACUAGCCGUUCGCGCCUCGAGAUCCAAAAGACACGCUCAGAGCUGAUGGGACAAAUCAAGGGUAGCGAAGAUGAGCUGGCAAAGUUGCGCGCUGAUCUCAUGAACACCGAAGGAGAGAUCAACAAGAUUGUCUCAAAGAUGCAGCAAACUGAGACCAGAAACAGCAAGUCAAAAGACGUUUUUGAUAAGGUGAAGGCAGACAUCCGUUUAGCUAAAGAGGAGCUCUCUGCCAUUGACCGGUCACGUGGACCCAAGGAAAGGUCGCUUGCGCAACUGAAGUCGAGUCUUGAGGGCAUGCAGACAACAAAGGAGGGCCUCGAGAAUGAAUUGCACCAAGAGUUGAUGACCACUCUUUCUUCGAGCGACCAGAAUGUCGUUGACAAUCUCAAUGAUGACAUCCGACGUCUCUCUAAAGAGAACAAGGAGGCCUUCAGCACUCGUAUGCGCCUUGAGGCUGAAAAGAACAAACUCGAGAAUCUUCUGACAAACAAUUUGAUUCGCCGAAAGGACGAGUUGGUUCAGGCGCUUCAAGAAAUCUCAGUGGAAGACAGGAAGCGGCAGCUAGAUAACUGCAAAAACGAAUUGGGCAACAUUGAUUCUCGACGUGAGACCGUGACUGCCGGUUUAAAGGAGGCGGAAAAGAAACUGUCAGAGUUGAUGAAAAAACAGCGCUCGGCCAAUGGUGAGCUUGAUAAAUGGCGCACACAAGAGAAGGAGGCCCAAGAGGCUCUUGAGGAGGACGCUCGUUCCUUGGACAAAAUGGCCACUAAGCAGAACAUGCUGCAGAAGAAAAUUGAUGAGUGCACUGCCAAGAUCUGCGACCUUGGGUCGUUGCCUUCUGACUUCUUUGACAAGUACCAAAAUAUGAAUACUAAAAACCUGUUUAAAGAGAUGGAAAAGGCAAACCAGCACCUGAAGAAAUACAGCCACGUCAAUAAGAAGGCUCUGGACCAGUUUAUGAGCUUCUCUGAGCAGAGAGAAAAACUUAACAGCAGAAACGGCGAGCUGGAACGAGGUGAUGAGAAAAUCCACAUGCUGAUGGACGUUCUAGAACAGCGCAAACAAGAAGCUAUCCAGUUGACUUUUAAACAAGUGUCGAAGAACUUCAGCGAAGUUUUCAAGAAACUGGUGCCUGCUGGAACGGCGCAACUUGUCAUGCGCAAGAACAAUGAAGACGUUGAACAAGCUGGCACUAGUGCUCAGAGUGGAGAGUAUGACCAAUACUCUGGCGUGGGCAUCCGCGUCUCCUUCACCAGCAACACGGCUGAAAUGAGAGAGAUGAACCAACUGUCUGGUGGACAGAAGUCGUUGGUUGCCUUGGCACUCAUCUUCGCUAUCCAGAUGUGUGACCCUGCUCCCUUCUACUUGUUUGAUGAAAUCGAUCAGGCCCUUGACGCGCAACACAGAAAGGCAGUUGCCGACAUGAUCCAUGAGCUGUCAGGCGAAGCUCAGUUCAUUACAACUACUUUCAGACCUGAGCUGCUGGAACACGCUAACAAAUUCUACGGAGUCAAAUUCCGCAACAAGGUGAGUCACGUUGAGUGUGUGACCAGAGAGGAGGCGCGAGACUUCGUCGAGGAUGAUGCCACACAAGGCUAAUUUUACAAACGCAUUUUAGUUUCUACAAAUAUAUUGUUAAAGUCAUCCCACAUCAUAUUUACGCCAUGUCUUAUAAUAUGUGAAAGUUGUUUAUAGUGGAACUUACUCAUUGUCGACUGUCUGAAUGUCGUCUUCCCCAUUAUUACAAAGAUUUUAGUUGCAUUUUUUGGUAUAAUAAAAGU